AUGACUCAGGACCAACUCAUUGACUCGCUCACCUCCCACAUCUCCCUCUUCCACUCUCACUCCAAUUCCUCAGACCUCAAACCCAACCCUAACCCUAACCCUAACCCUAGGUCCUCGAUCCUCAAAUGGUUCUCAUCUCUCACCGUCCACCAGCGCCAAGCUCACCUGACCGCCGUAGAUCCCAAGUUCGUACGGGUCCUCGUUCAAAUGCUCGGCAGGGUCCGCGCCAACGGCCAUGGCUUCUUCAUCAUCCUCCCUGACCUCCCCUCCGGCGACCUUCCCACCCUCUGUUUUAAGAGGUCGAGUGGGCUUCUGUGUCGGGUGGCCGAGUCGAACGAGCUGGAGAGGAGGGUUUUCGAGUCGACUCGGUUGUUUUCUUCGAGGGAAGGGGAAAAGGUGGAGGGGUGUUCGUGCUCGGUGAGGGAUAUUGAUACGGUUACGGUGAGUGAGGAUUUGGUGGAGAAUUUGGAUGGGUUUGUGGAGGCAAUGGAUGAAAUAUCAAAUGGGGGGUUUUUGAGGGGGGAAGAGAGUGACUUGGGAUCAGAUUGGGUCGAAUUGAAGUGGUUGAAGGAUAAAGGGUAUUACAGUAUGGGAGCAUUUGUGGCGAAUCGGUUGGAGGUGGCGUUGAGGUUGGCGUGGCUGAAUUGUAGUAAUGGGAAGAAAAGAGGGGUGAAAUUGAAAGAAAAGAUGACCGCUGUGGGCUUGGCGGCCAAUGUGUAUUGGAGGAAGAAGGGGUGUGUAGACUGGUGGGGAAAUUUGGAUGCAGCAACAAGGAGAAAUGUUUUGACAUCGGUGUUGGGCAAAGCAGCGAAACCUUUGAUUCUUGAGAUCCUGAAGACAUGUAGUGAGGCGGGAGAUGAAAUGUGGCUCUUCAAUAGAGGAGGAGAACAACCACUGAGGUACAACCAAAUUGCAUCUAUGCAAAAGACAGUUCCAAAACUUGUGGCUGACAUAGAAUUUGGGUCAAGCAUUAUCCCGGCUUCUCUUUCUGGAAGACCUUCCUUAGUCGCUGGCUUUAAUAAUCUCUUUCUGCUUCAGGAUAUAGUAAUGAUGAUAUCCUUAUGUAGCCAUAGUGAAUAUGAUAUAGGGAAACUUUUUUAUAGCACGCUGAGUUCAGUUUCUACCAUUUCUGAUUUUAUAUUAAGAAAAGUACGGGGAUUUCUUAUGGUUAUUUUGCUUGAAUGCACAAAAAUGGAACUUCUAGCAGAUGGAAAUGAAAAACCCUUAUCUAAGAAAUCCAAGGCAAAGCCUAGUGCUUUUAGCCGUAAAAGUAAGGGGAAGACCCGCAAUGUGAAAAGGCCAAAUCCUGUUCCUAGGUCAUGUGCGGAUGAUUUUUUGUGUGAAAAGUCUCUCAAGGAUCGUAAUUGUACAUUGGCUCAUAAAAAAAAGGCAGAUUCUGGGGAGUCUAAGAAGAUUCCUGGUAUACAUCAGGAGGUGGAAAUUUCCAAAGAGGCAUUAUCGUCGAAAGAUGAAAUGGAACAUUCACAAACAGUGGUUGCAAAAGCUCAAACUGCUGCAAGGAAGGGUAGGAAAAAGAAAGGAAAAAACAAAAUAACUGGUUGUAAGAAUUCUGGUGAUAAAAUAAAAUCCGAAAGAUCAGUCAUGGAAGCUUCUUCUUCUUCUGUCAUUCCUGAAGAUUGCACAGCAAAGUCUUAUCCGGUUUCUAGUGAUUCAGCUUUCAAGAACAAGACUGGUGAUAAUUCAGCUAGUUGUAGCAUCCUUGUGACAAAUUCGAUUUCUCCUGGUUCUGCCAAUGGGCCAACUAAGGAUGACAACGAUGCCACCCAAAGCAUUCAAGAGAAUUAUCCUGUUGGUUCUAGAGCAAGUUCCAGUCAUACAUUUUCCGAAAAUUACAAUUCAUCAAACAAUAGUACUGAAAUUCAAAUAAAAUCGUCUGGUAGUGUAGGACCUUCUCCUCUGCCCGCAGUGGAUCAUAAGGUUUUCAGCCAUAAAGAUAUUGACUUUCAGAAUGAGCAAGCUGGCAAAUCUGAUAUAAAAGAUGUUGUUGCACCAGACAGGGGAAUGAGAGUUGAUGAUAUAGAAAAGGAAGCCAUUCCGUUUCGGGACCAAGAACAUGGAAAUCAUCUAUGUGAUACUGGAACCCCAUGUUCUUAUGAAAGCUGUCAAUAUGAGUGGCCUGGUGUAGCUUGCGCCUAUUAUCCACCUGUUAACCCACAUCUCCCACCCGCCACUGACCGAUUGCAUCUGGAUGUUGGUCAUAACUGGCAGAAUCACUUUCGCCAGUCUUUCCUACCAACUAUACAUCAGGCGAGAAGUUCUCCAAUUCAAGGCGGGUGUAAUCCAAUUCUGACUCGACCACUGCCAAUGAGUUUAGACUGGCCUCCAGUGGUUCGAAGUGCUCGUGGAUUGGCUCUAUCGCGAACCUUUAAUUAUGAUUCUGGAUUCAUCUCAAAGAAGCGUUGUAGUUUUCCACAGGUUUUUUCCACCCAUAGUGUCAAGAUUAAUGCAACAAAUGUGGACAACGAAAGGAAGUAUUCUUGGGAUUGCACGGACCUACCUGAUCCAGCAACGGCAUAUGAACUAGCAGAUGAAUGUGAGAGCCACUGGAUAUCAGAGGAUGAAGUUGAGGUGCAAGCAUUUGCCGGGGUAGACUAUAAUCAGUACUUUGGCGGUGGUGUGAUGUACUGGAAUCCUUCUGAUCAUCCAGGGACAGUUUUCUCUCGCCCUCCUUCUCUUAGUUCUGAUGAUAGCUCAUGGGCUUGGCGGGAAGCUGACAUGAAUAGGGCUGUCGAUGAUAUGGUUGCAUUUUCUUCUUCAUAUAGUACAAAUGGUUUGACUUCACCUACUGCUUCCUUUUGUUCUCCUUUUGAUCCUUUGGGAUCGGGAAACCAGGCUCUUGGUUAUGUUAUGCCUGGAAGCGAAGUACCUGGCAAGGUGCUGCAUUCCUCAUCAACAAUGACAGACACAGCAGCGGAUGAGGAAUCCUCUGGAUCUUUGGCUGAUGUAAAUGGUGAUGUUGAAGGGAAGACAGGAGACUUGCUUACUUAUCCCAUUUUACGGCCAAUCAUCAUUCCAAACAUUUCAAGAGAAAGGUCAAGAGAGUUUAAGCGUAGUUAUGAUCGCAGAAGCCCAUGUGUUCCUCCUACAAGGCGUGAGCAACCUCGGAUAAAGCGGCCACCAUCGCCCGUGGUGCUUUCUGUUCCACAGGCCCCACGACCACCUCCACCCUCUCCUGUGAGUGAUGCCAGGAAAAACAGGGGCUUUCCAACUGUUCGGUCUGGUAGCUCCAGCCCAAGGCAGUGGGGUAUGAGAGGAUGGUUCCAUGAUGGAGCUAACUUGGAGGAAACUUGUUUGCGCAGGGAUGGUGCUGAAGUUGUUUGGCCUUUAAGAAGUAAUAAUAUUUCUGGCCGUCCAUUGAUUCAACCUCUUCCUGCACCCUUGUUGCAGGAUCGAUUGAUUGCUAUUUCUCAACUUGCUCGUGAUCAAGAACAUCCAGAUGUUGCGUUGCCCCUACAACCUCCUGAUUUGCAUAACUGUCCUAUCCGGAAGGCGUCUCUUUCUUUGAUGCACAACCUUGUCCAUGAUGACAUUGACCUUUUCUGCAAGCAGGUGGCUGCAGAGAAUAUGGCUAGGAAGCCCUAUGUAAAUUGGGCUGUCAAGCGGGUUACAAGGUCUCUCCAGGUACUUUGGCCCAGGUCCAGGACAAACAUAUUUGGUUCAACUGCAACCGGUUUGUCACUUCCAACAAGUGAUGUGGACCUUGUGGUUUGUCUACCUCCUGUGAGGAACCUGGAACCCAUUAAAGAAGCUGGGAUAUUGGAGGGGCGUAAUGGUAUCAAAGAAACAUGCCUUCAGCAUGCCGCUAGGUAUCUCGUCAAUCAGGAUUGGGUAAAAAAUGAUUCUCUUAAGACUGUGGAAAAUACAGCUAUACCUGUUAUAAUGCUUGUGGUGGAAGUUCCCCAUGAUCUCAUUGUCUCAUCUGCUUCCAAUGUACAAUCUCCAAAAGAAGAGUCACCUCCCAUGUCUGGUGAGCAUGGCAUUAAUGUGAACUCGAGUGUGGUUGUUUUAGAAGAAUCUGUGGUGCCCAAAUGCUUACAGAUAAAUGACGAUGCUACAAAGGAUUCAGUAUCAGUUCGUAUUGACAUCAGUUUCAAAUCUCCAUCUCAUACAGGACUCCAAACUACACAGCUGGUCAAGGAUCUCGCUGAGCAGUUUCCAGCUGCUACACCCCUUGCUUUGGUACUGAAACAGUUCUUGGCAGAUCGUAGCCUGGAUCAGUCUUACUCUGGUGGCUUGAGUUCCUACUGUUUGGUAUUACUUAUUACACGUUUUCUCCAGCAUGAGUAUCAUCUUGGCCGGCCCAUCAACCAAAACUUUGGGAGCCUUCUGAUGAAUUUUCUCUACUUUUUUGGGAAUGUGUUUGAUCCUCGCCAAAUGCGUAUAUCGGUACAGGGAAGUGGUGUUUAUAUUAAGAGGGAAAGAGGUUGUAGUAUUGACCCGAUACACAUUGAUGAUCCCCUUUUUCCAACUAAUAAUGUGGGGCGUAAUUGCUUCCGUAUACAUCAGUGUAUCAAGGCAUUUUCAGAAGCUCACUCUAUUUUGGAGAAUGAGCUGGCUUCUUUUCCCAAUGACUGGUGGUGAUGAUGCGUGCUCAAGGCCCCCAUAUAGACUUCUCUGGAAAAUCAUCCCGAGUAUUGAUCUAUCGUAGCACUGCUUACUGUAUGCAAAGUCGUAUGCUUCUUAAGAGAGGAGUGGAGGUUGCAAAAUAGUAUGCGCCUUCUGUUAUGACUCCUUACCCUGCUAAUCCCAUCCCCUGGCGUUUUAACUUGGUGGUUGAAAACUGCGACCAAUUAUGGCUCUAAGCAUGAUUAAAUUGGAGUUCAUUCUGUAUGUGCGACCAUAUUAGCUCCGGCACUCUUGGUGCAGUUAUGAACUCUCUUUGUUAUGGUUCUGGUGCAGGUGUUGGCCACAGAAAAGUAAGGUUCAGACAACCAAAACACGUAUUUAUUUUCGCCGGUUUGUUGCCGUCAUAAUGUCAUUAAAGACUGGAUUUUCUGCUAAACUGUAUCAAGUUCAUCUUGGUGCCAAACGUGCUCAAGUGAGAGUGGAAAGGAGUAGCAACAACCAGAAAAAGGCUCGCAUCAGAUUCUUCAGGUCAGCCCCCAAACCUGAUUUGGCGGUUCACUGUGCUGAAAACUCUAAAACCAAUUGUAUAUAUGUUAGAUCGGGUGUAUAAAUUUUAUACAACUGUUCAUAAAUUAUACCAGCUGUUCAGUUACGUCGAACUAACAUAGAAUUUGUAUACUUGUCGAAAACAUUUACCUAGCAACAUAAAUGUAUUGAGAUCAUAAAGUUCAACAGUA
Pyrus x bretschneideri (Chinese white pear) is the source of this 5324-nucleotide messenger RNA. RefSeq lists its product as uncharacterized. Gene Ontology annotation, cellular component: nucleolus; TRAMP complex. Gene Ontology annotation, molecular function: mRNA binding; poly(A) RNA polymerase activity. The record is from RefSeq and is a predicted model, not a curated record. The coding region runs from base 1 to 4602 and encodes 1533 amino acids. Gene Ontology annotation, biological process: RNA 3'-end processing. NCBI's taxonomy places the organism in Eukaryota, Viridiplantae, Streptophyta, Magnoliopsida, Rosales, Rosaceae. The transcript has 18 exons.